AUGGGGUGGGGCAAGACGAGUGCCAAGGACGUUGCAUCCGAACACCUCCGCUACUACCGUACUUCCAUACAAUCCAAAAAGCGAUGCGACGAUGCCUUUAAUUAUCGAUUUCCGCAGAACACCGUCUGCCUACUCGCCAAUCAAUUUAAAGGGCCGUGUCAUGGCGAUUGGGGCGCGCCGGUUGCCAGAAAAAUUCAAAAUGAGGGCAAAGACAUCUGGAUCCAACUUGGAAUGAUUUCAAUCGGGGAUGAGGAUUGUAAAUGGUCCGAUUAUGUUCCAGCUGUUGGAAUGGACACCACGAAAUAUUGCGAUUUCUACAAAACGACGAUCGGCAGGGAGAUUUGCCAGCGACUUCAGGAGGAC
Messenger RNA from Mesorhabditis spiculigera, 363 nucleotides. NCBI's taxonomy places the organism in Eukaryota, Metazoa, Nematoda, Chromadorea, Rhabditida, Rhabditidae. The record is from the annotation of a GenBank genome assembly.